Sitophilus oryzae (rice weevil) is the source of this 599-nucleotide messenger RNA. It is a transcript of the gene Taf10, whose product is annotated as transcription initiation factor TFIID subunit 10. Gene Ontology annotation, cellular component: nucleus; transcription factor TFIID complex; SAGA complex. Gene Ontology annotation, biological process: transcription initiation at RNA polymerase II promoter. Lineage: Eukaryota; Metazoa; Arthropoda; Insecta; Coleoptera; Curculionidae. Gene Ontology annotation, molecular function: RNA polymerase II general transcription initiation factor activity; promoter-specific chromatin binding. The coding region runs from base 137 to 535 and encodes 132 amino acids. The transcript has 3 exons. The record is from RefSeq and is a predicted model, not a curated record.
GCUGACAUUUGACAUUUAUUAUUAUUUAUUAUUGAUCCAGAAAUGUUUUAAAAACAAUUUAUUCUAAAAAUUAUACACUUCCUAGCGUAAACAAAUUUAAAGAAACUUAUUUUAUUAAGUACUAUACUCUAUUAUAAUGAACAGUGAUAUGAACGACGAGAAAAUGGAAGAAGAUAUUGCUCCAGUCACUCUGGGGCAACCCCUAAGUUAUUUUCUCCGACAAUUAGAAGAUUAUACACCAACCAUUCCUGAUGCUGUUACAGCCUAUUACUUGAGAUCUUCCGGUUUUGAACCAAAGGACCCCAGACUUCUACGGCUCAUUUCAAUUGCUGCACAGAAAUUUAUCUCGGAUAUCGCAAACGACGCUUUACAACAUUGUAAGAUGAGGUCUACCAAUGCAGGAACAAGUCACGGGGGCAAUGCAAAGAGUUCAAAAAGUAUAAAAGAUAAACGAUAUUGCUUGACUAUGGAAGAUUUAACUCCUGCACUGGCUGAAUUCGGGAUAGUAAUUAAAAAACCACACUAUUACGUCUAAAUCAAGGGUUCAAUUAAAUAGUUUAUAUUCAAAUAAUCUUUUAAUAAAUUAAUAUUACUGGCUA